GCUGGACUCGGGCGGGCUCCGCUCUAGGAACUCUUUCCCGACGGCGUGCUUGCGGGGUCCCGGUUGCCACUAGGAGUUGUAACUGGUGUCUGUCUCUUUUGGCAGGAUUAAAGGUUGGGUACCACCUGGUUUGCCUACAGCUCUAAGUAUCAUGGGGCUGUAGGCUAGGCCAGGGAAGCUGAGCUCCAGAGCCUUAGCUGUUGCGCUCUUAUUUAUGCAUCCUCCAAACCAAUUUUAAGAGGAAAUUGUCACAGAUCCGGGGGCUUCUCCUUGGAGAGAUCCGGCGGAGACACAGAGCCAGAGAGCGACUGGCCAGCUGGCAGCCAUGAAUGAAUGGAUGAAGAAAGGCCCUUUAGAAUGGCAAGAUUACACUUACAAAGAAGUCAGAGUGACAGCCAGUGAGAAGGAGUAUAAAGGAUGGGUUUUAACCACAGACCCAGUUUCUGCCAAUAUUGUCCUCGUGAACUUCCUUGAAGAUGGCAGCAUGUCUGUGACCGGAAUUAUGGGACAUGCUGUGCAGGCUGUUGAAACUAUGAAUGAAGGAGGCCACAGAGUGAGAGAGAAGCUGAUGCACUUGUUCACGUCUGGGGACUGCGAGGCGUACAGCCCUGAGGAUCUGGAAAAGAGAAAGAACAGCCUAAAGAAAUGGCUCGAGAAGAACCACAUCCCCAUCACUGAACAGGGAGAUUCACAAAGAACUCUGUGUGUGGCUGGGGUCCUGACUAUAGACCCACCCUAUGGUCCAGAAAAUUGCAGCAGUUCUAAUGAGAUCAUUCUGUCUCGUGUUCAGGAUCUUAUUCAAGGACAUCUUGCAGCUUCCCAGUGAGAGGCCGAGAACUGUGGAUGCACUGACUGAAAUAAGACUUCAUUUUUUUUCUUUCAUAAAAUGUUUUGAAUGUUAAGUUCAUCAUAUUAUAGGAUUUUUAAAGGCA
Equus quagga is the source of this 932-nucleotide messenger RNA. It is a transcript of the gene GEMIN6, whose product is annotated as gem nuclear organelle associated protein 6. The transcript has 3 exons. The record is from RefSeq and is a predicted model, not a curated record. NCBI's taxonomy places the organism in Eukaryota, Metazoa, Chordata, Mammalia, Perissodactyla, Equidae. Bases 326 to 826 code for a protein of 166 amino acids. Gene Ontology annotation, biological process: spliceosomal snRNP assembly; spliceosomal complex assembly. Gene Ontology annotation, cellular component: SMN complex; nucleus.